Dothidotthia symphoricarpi CBS 119687 is the source of this 982-nucleotide messenger RNA. RefSeq lists its product as uncharacterized. The record is from RefSeq and is a predicted model, not a curated record. The coding region runs from base 58 to 774 and encodes 238 amino acids. Gene Ontology annotation, molecular function: protein binding. The transcript has 3 exons. NCBI's taxonomy places the organism in Eukaryota, Fungi, Ascomycota, Dothideomycetes, Pleosporales, Dothidotthiaceae.
GUGGCUCCUCGUCAACAAAGUACGAUGUUACGCUUAUCAGAUAGAGAUCUACUCCACAUGGGCACAAAAGUCAUCUUCGUCCGCGUCGGCCAGGAACCCAAGCAUACGGAUUUCACCGUUCACGAAAACAUCAUCCGCCUUUCAUCCCCGUUCUUCGAUGAAGUCCUCAGCCGCGAAUGGAGAGGACCCCAAGAAUGGAUAGUCAGGCUUCCCGACUGCAAUGCGCAUACUUUCCAUAUUUACAAUCAGUGGCUGUAUACCGAUCAGCUGCACAUCAAGCCCCAGGUCGGUCACACCUUGCUCAAUGAUGGCCAAUGGGAGUGGGACAAUCUCGUCAAGGGAUAUUUACUCGGAGAAUACCUCCAGGACAUCGACUUCAAAGAUACACUAAUGGAUGCCAUGAUUGAUUGGGGACACUACGCUGCCAGAGAAUAUAGCAACGUUCCACCACGUUCGGCCGUUGAGGUUUACCGGUACACCCAAGACAGCUCGCCACUCCGUAAAAUUGUCUUGGACAUAACGUGCUAUCGUCUCCUGAACAGUUUCCCGAUCUUGGUAAGCGACUUCCACUCUCCCCAGGACUUUUUCACAAGCGUGCUGGAUACCAUCGCAGAGCGUCACCGAACAUGCCAAGCUAUUUGCCCGAGCUUCGCCGACAAAAAGUACUGUCUGUAUCACUGUCAUGGGGACCGUGUUUGCUACAAAGACAAGGAUAUGUUGUCUCAACAAGAGGCUGGCAACGACAUGCUCAAUUCAGUGCGCGAGACACCCUGAAGACGGGGUCAUACGUCGAGGCCAUCGCAGAACCUCUUACAACCCUUAAGUCCAUCAUAUUCUAGUUUCACGAAAAACAAUACAUGAAGCACUACAUGGAGAUGUUCACUAUCUUCCAGUUCGUUACAAAUAGGCCCCAACUUUUGACAGUACAAAGCUAGACUCGGUUUCGAAAAUCACACAUAGUAUAUAGCAAUAAAUACAACCG